AUGAAGCACCGGCUGCAGGAAGACCAGAAGGCUGUGGCCGUGGGUGUUUUGUGUAAGCCAGGCAAGCAGCAAGGAGGUCAACACCACCAUUCCAAGAAGCCCCAGCGACUACCGAAGCUCUCCAAAUCGGAUUCAACACAAAACACGCGGCCGAUUUCGUUCGAGACGGAGAGAGAGCAGGUCAUGUCGAAUCUUCAGCUGCCGUCACCAACGCGCUCGGUCAUUGAUCGGCACGUCCAAGUUACCAAACACAGUACCCAGCACGCUCAAGAAGCGCUGCCUCCAGUAGCUGGAGCAUUCAAAAAGCGUUCUGCUCCUGCUUCAAUGUUCCCUCAAGCUUACGCACGCAACGAGCUCCCAAUCAUGAUCGAAGGUGGCAAGGGCGGCGGGAAGGCUGGCCUCCGCUGGACGGCCCCGAUGGAAGAUCUUGACUUCAGCAAGUACUUCCCGUUGUUCGUAGACGGCAUGCGCGAGAAGGCUUUCCCUUUCAGCUUCUUGGCGCGUGAAGGUGCCUUCCAGUUGGCUGCGUUCGCCCAGAGACACCCGAACAAGCUCGUCGACUGUCUGUACCGAGUCAUACCUGCGCUUCGCACGAAUUUAGAGACUCGGGAUAAUGGGGCGUUGAGGGACGCGCUGCUACUGCUUCAGCAACUUGCACAAACUCCUGGAGUGGGGCCGCUGUUGGUGCCGUACUACCGCCAGGUCCUGCCGAUACUGAACAUGUUCAAGAACAAGCGUCGUAACCUUGGCGAUGAUAUAGAUUUCCGACAGCAGCGUUCACAGGACCUUGGCGAAGUAAUCAUCGAGACGCUGGAGCUGCUGGAGCGAACAGGAGGCGAGGACGCGUUCAUUAACAUCAAGUACAUGGUUCCAACGUACGAAAGCGCGCUGAGCUGA
Molecule: messenger RNA, 897 nt
Organism: Phytophthora sojae
Lineage: Eukaryota; Oomycota; Peronosporomycetes; Peronosporales; Peronosporaceae
Exons: 1
Coding region: 1-897 (298 amino acids)
Molecular function (GO): Hsp70 protein binding; Hsp90 protein binding
Source: RefSeq, a predicted model, not a curated record